AUGUACUACCCAAGUGAGUAUUCUCGCGCAAACCCUCGUGUCAGAAGAGCUACCCCGGAUUACGCGGAGAGAGCAUAUCCUGCUAGAUAUGCCCCCCAAUUUGUGCCCCAAUUUUCUCCCCGCUACGGCUACGGAUACCCUAGACGUUCCAAUGCAUACGAUUUGGCAGAUCUCCUCAAUUCACUCGGAUACCAAAGACCACAUCCGUACUACGCUGAGGAUCCGUAUAUCGGAGGGUAUGAAGACGAAGACGAUGAGGUAGACGAAGAGGUUGACGAAGAGGUCGACGAAGAAGGUGACCAAUUUCAGCCAGAAGCCCCCGAAGAGCGUCCUGCUUUCGCGAAAAGGCCAAGCGAAGUCCAAUACACUAAUUUGUACGGGAAUCCAAUGCAAUCUGGUGGCGACCCAUACUCUGCUCUUGCAAGUCUAUUGGAGGGGCUUCCCAGAUCAACCCCAAAAGAGCCAAGAAUCCGCUCUUCAGUUCAGUAUCAGCCCCCAAAGGAUGAAGCUCCCCCAGCUGUUGCUCCCGACCAAUCAUUUUCAAGCAGACCAUCGAGAUCAAGUCUCUCUGCUGGACGCCCAAAACUGGUCAAGAGACCCUCUCUUCUACAGGCUGUCCACGAACCGGGUCCAGGAGCCAGUUUCGAUCAAUUGCAGAUUUCCAGUCCUCAGACGAAGACCGAAUUACCAUACUCUCCACCAAUCAACGUGUAUGAUUUUAAGGACAAGUACGUUGUCAUUGCACUAUUACCGGGUGCAGAUAAGCAAAAAAUUGGCAUUGACUUCCACCCAUCUUCGAACGAAUUGCAACUCAAAGGCUCCAUCGAAAACAAGUACUUUGACAGGGCUCAAGAGGAAGAUGCCUUGAAAGUCUCCGAGCAAAAAUUUGGGGCUUUUGAGAGGGUGGUCAGAUUCCCCAGUUUCCCCAGACUCGAGGAGGAUCUUGUGAAGGCCAAUUUCCAAAAUGGUGUUCUGGAAGUUGUUGUGCCAAAAAUAUUGGAGGAGAAGACGAAGAAGGCCAAGCAACCAAAAAAGAUUCUUCUUGAGGAUAUUCCAGACGAAGAAUUAGCAAGGGAGUCCAAGGGUGGGUUUUUGGUCUGA
Molecule: messenger RNA, 1101 nt
Organism: Kuraishia capsulata CBS 1993
Lineage: Eukaryota; Fungi; Ascomycota; Pichiomycetes; Pichiales; Pichiaceae
Exons: 1
Coding region: 1-1101 (366 amino acids)
Biological process (GO): response to salt stress; protein folding; response to heat
Source: RefSeq, a predicted model, not a curated record